This is a messenger RNA of Limulus polyphemus (Atlantic horseshoe crab), 6855 nucleotides long. RefSeq names its product Down syndrome cell adhesion molecule-like protein Dscam2. Bases 584 to 5113 code for a protein of 1509 amino acids. Gene Ontology annotation, molecular function: cell-cell adhesion mediator activity. Lineage: Eukaryota; Metazoa; Arthropoda; Merostomata; Xiphosura; Limulidae. The record is from RefSeq and is a predicted model, not a curated record. The transcript is spliced from 27 exons. Gene Ontology annotation, biological process: dendrite self-avoidance; axon guidance; homophilic cell-cell adhesion. Gene Ontology annotation, cellular component: plasma membrane; axon.
UGUAGAUAAAACAUUCUCGGUGCGUACGAACGUAUGAUUCAACGCUGAGUUGUAGUCUAGAGGAAACGGUCUUUGUCAACACGUGAAUAAUUGAAUUAUGUCGUGAAUAACGUGAUAGUUGACCAUCUUGUGACUUGAACAUAAGUUCUCUCAUUAAAUUACUUAGGAUAACCUAUUUUUGACAGAAAGAAAAUUUCAUUCAAUUAUAUAACCUUAUUAUUCCACUGGAAUAUUACGUCUAAGUUGGCUAUUUAACUAGCUUACGUAAGUAAGAAAUAUGAUAGAAAAUAUGUGUAAGUGAAAUACGUUAAACAAAAGCGUAGAGAAUUGUUUUUAUCAACUUGCGUUUACGAAACUUACAUACUGAAAUAUAUUUUUUAAACAGAACCAGAUAUGGAUAAAUGAUUUAUGAUGAAGGAAUUUUUAAAAAAUUCCGGUAAUCUUGGAAUGUAACGUUUUGAAUAGAUCUACUAAGAGUCUUCUGUCUAAACCUAAACAAGGAUACUUAUAUAGACCCGACCCGUCUUCAAACACGAGUCUUCUACCAUUUUAGUCUCAAAGAAUAGUCACUCCUUUCGAAAUAAUGCUCUUUCUGACAUCACUGGUUAUGCUUAUUUCCUCCUUGUUUCUGCCUGGAAUGGUUUCAGGAUUUUUAAUGGCUUCCCAACAAGAAGCAAAUCGAGGCCCACGAUUUUUGGAAGAACCGCCCGUUUUAGUGGAAUUUGAUAAUAGCAGUGGUGCUGUGGUUCCAUGCACUGCUGAAGGAAAUCCUAACCCCCUUGUUGAAUGGGUCUUGCAAGAUGGUUCAAAAGCUCACGAUUUAGCUGGAUUACGACAUUUUCAGCCAGAUGGGUCUCUUGUUUUCCCCUCUUUUAGAGCAAAAGAUUUCCAACAAGACGUGCACGACGCCAUCUAUCGAUGUAUUGCUUACAACACUAUCGGGAAAAUAAGAAGUCGGGACGUCCGAGUAAAAGCUUCAAUACAACAGGAUUAUAAAGUUCAAUUAUUUGACGAGUUUGUUAUUAGGGGUAAUACAGCAGUGCUUAGAUGCCACGUGCCCUCAUUUGUUCGAGAUUACGUCACGUUCACCUGGGAAAGAGACAACGGAAUACAAUUGACAUCAACAACUUUACAAGUAGGUGGAAAGUACAGUAUUCUCUCCUCGGGCAAAUUAUAUAUCAGAAAUGUGACACCAGAAGACGAAAGAGCCAUAUAUCGUUGUCAUACUCACCAUCGCUUGACCUCAAAAGUUGUAAGCAGCUCCUCUAGUGGACGACUAAUUGUUAGAGAACCUCAGAGUAAGUCAAUACCAAACAUCGUAGAUAGACAAAUUCAAGUGAGAGCUAGAGAGGGAGAAACAGUUGAACUAGGAUGUGCUGCUCAAGGCUUUCCUGUCCCAGCAUACAGGUGGUACAAGGAUGGUAAAUUACUUUAUGGAGAGCAAAAUGUGCGGCAUGGUGGUGAUUCAUUGAUUUUCCAGUAUGUGAGUUCGUCUGACUCUGGCAAUUAUGUUUGUGUGGCGAAUAAUACACAAGGAGAAGAAAGAGUAGAUAUGAGCCUUAUUGUUUCAGCUCCCUUCUCUGUUCACGUCACACCUCAGUAUCAUGUUGUUGACGUUGGUCAAUCCACCACACUAAACUGUUCUUUAACCGGUUAUCCGGUCCACAAGAUCAAAUGGAUGAAAAAUACAGUCCCCCUGGUGACAAAUCCAAGGAUCAGAAUCUUAGAUCAAAAGAUACUACACUUUUCUGCUGUAGAAAGAGAAGAUAGAGGGAUGUAUCAGUGUUUUGUUUAUAAUGACAAAGAAUCAGCGCAAGGAACUUCAGAGUUGAAACUUGGAGAAGUCACCCCGGUAAUUUUAUCAGCUUUUACUGAGCAAGUCUUGAAACCUGGAGUAGAUCUUUCGUUAAGCUGUACUGCCACAGGAAACCCUAUACCUCAAAUUACUUGGACAUUGGAAGAGCUUGGCAUACCGGAGCUAUCCAGGAUUCGUUUAGGCGACUAUGUGACCUCUAGAGGUCAUGUGGUUAGUUAUGUUAACAUCAGCAACGUAAGGGUGGAAGACGGGGGAGAAUAUACGUGUAUGGCAACAAAUAUGGCUGGAGUGGUGACGCAUUCAGCGACUGUCAGUAUAUAUGGUCCUCCAGUAAUUCGGCCGAUGAGGAACCUUUCAGUUUUGUCAGGAGAAACUAUGACGUUGCGAUGUCCAGUAGCAGGUUAUCCAAUCAAAUCAAUGACAUGGAUACGAGCUGGCUCUCAGCUGCCUGUUUUACUUCGUCAGAAACUAAAACCUGGCGGGAAACUUCUCGUGAAGAACGUGGAACGUGUGCCAGAUGAAGGAGAGUACACCUGUAUAGCAAAAAAUCCUGAUGGAGACAGCGCAAGUGGUAAAGUGUUUGUCUCAGUGAAAGUGGCACCUCACAUCGACGAAGAAUUCUUUCCUGAGAAACGAACAGCGACUGAAGCUGAGAGUGUAAAACUGUUGUGUAGUAUUGUUAAAGGUGAUCCACCAAUAAGUAUCACUUGGGAUAAAGAUGGCGUUCCUAUAAGCCGAGAGAGGCAUAGAAGAAUUCAAAGCUUGGAGGAUUCAUCCUUGCUGAUCUUAAAGCACCUGAAAUACAGGGAUUCUGGAAAUUACACGUGUCAUGCAUCAAACUCAGCGGCAACUGUUAGUAGAACAACGGCCAUGAUUGUGAACGUUCCGCCACGUUGGCUGAUAGAACCGAUCGAUAAAGAUGUCAUUCGAGGAGAAAGAGUGGCGAUUGACUGCAUCGCUGAAGGAUAUCCCCAACCACGAAUCUCCUGGAAAAGGCCCUUAGGGUCACAGUUAAAUGAUUUUCGAGAAGUAUACCCUAAUUAUCGCACACAAGUAUUCAGCAAUGGCACAUUGAUGAUCCAGGACCUGGAAGACAGCGAUAAUGGACACUAUCUCUGUCAGGCAUCUAACGGUAUUGGUAGUGGGUUGACGAAACUCAUAGUUGUCACUGUACAUGCGCCACCUCGAUUUGAGACUACUUUCAUCAGCCAAACUGUUGCAAAGGGUGCUCAGACGGUAUUAAAUUGUGAAGUUGAGGCAGACCGUCCUGUGUUUGUGAAAUGGCAAAAAGACAAACACCCACUAGACAUAAAAACAGAGAAAAGAUUCUCCAUGAAACAGGCGGUGACUAAAUCCAAAGUACAAUCAAGUCUUGUAAUUUCAUCCUCACACAGAUACGACUCAGCUCUUUACACAUGUAUGGUAAAAAACGAUUAUGGUUCUGACGAAACAAACAUUCAGCUCAUUGUGCAAGAGCCACCAAGUCCACCUACAGACGUUACUAAAAUGUCAGUAGGUAGUCGGACAGUAGAGUUGUCAUGGAAACCAUCGUACAGCGGAAACAGUGCCAUCACAAAAUACACUGUUGAAUACAAAAAUAUUUCAGACGAUUGGAACCAUUGUUUGCAAAUUAGCGUUUCUGGUUUCGAGACGUCAGCUACCAUCAGAAAUCUAUUUCCGGUUUCUUCAUAUGACUUACGAAUCAUAGCUGAGAAUUCGCUCGGUAAAAGUAAGCCGAGUGAAGUUUUAACCUUAGUUACAGCGGAAGAAGUUCCUGGUGGUCCGCCAUUAAACGUUAGAGUUGAAGCUAAUGGAGCACAUUCUUUAAAGGUCACAUGGAAGCCUCCUCAAAAGCAUUUACUCCACGGCAAGUUACAGGGUUACUAUCUAGGAUAUAAGCAAAAAGACAGCAUAGAAUCAUUCCAGUAUAAAACUAUAUUGAGUCCUGGAAGUGGAGAUGUGACAAGCUACCUUACAAACCUUCGACGUCUUACAACUUACAACAUUCUAGUACAAGCCUACAAUAACGCAGGAGCUGGACCUCAGUCUGAUAAAAUCCAGGCUACAACCUUAGAAUCAUCUCCUCCUACCUCCCCGGGAUUGGCAGUGGUAUCGACAACAUCAUCAUCUAUUACUAUCGAAUGGGAGAAGAGCGGUGACUCUGAACUUAAAAAUUAUAUUGUUCACUACAAGGCAGAAGAAAAAGGUUGGAUGAAAGAAAGAAUAACUACGAAAACUCACAAAUACACUCUAAAAAGCCUUCAGUGUGGUACCCGUUACAGACUUUACAUGACAGCAUCCAACAGCCUUGGCACAGGAGAACCAAGUUCAACAGUUAUAGGCCGAACCAAAGGAGGAGCUCCUGUGUCUCCACACAAGAGAACGUUUCUGUUAAUAAACGCAACUUCUGUGACUUUAAACACGAGUUCCUGGGAAGAUGGAGGUUGCCCUAUACAAUAUUUCUCCAUUCGAUAUCGGCCCACUUUUCAUCAUGUGUGGAAUACUGUAGCUUCUCGAAUGAUGGCGCUGCAGAAGUUCUUGAAAAUAGGACAUCUAGCGCCUGGUCGGGAAUACAGUCUCUUAGUUAGUGCACAUAAUGAAGCAGGGACUACGGAAGCUGAAUAUACAUUUCAGACGUUGAACUACACGUUCUUUGCCUCAGCAGCAACGUUGCCUCCGCCAGCAAAGCCUCCAGCAGGCUGGGAUUCAACUUUACCCUUUUACAGAAACCUGACUGUGAUAUUACCGGUAAUAUUUUCCAUCAUCGUGCUUCUAGUGGUCACCAUUGUUGUUUUAGUGUGCUUGAAAAGGCAGUCAGAUGACAGCACAGGGAAUAGCAGCGGAGAUGGUCAACCACGAAAGAGUAGACAAGUUGAAAACGUGGGAAUGGCAGAGUUUCCCCAGAAACCACCGAAAGAAAUGGAACCAAUUUAUAAGCCAUCUUACUAUUCAUCACCGACUAGAAAGCCUACCCCUGUUGCCGCUAGAGGUCGAAUGCGUCGGAGAGACGAGACCCAUGAGUAUGCUGAGCCCUAUGCUUCUGUACCACCUCCACGAUGUGUUGUAGACGAGGGCAGCUGCCCAGUAAUGAUAUCUAUGGCUCAAACAAGAAACGAUGGUCCAUAUGCUACAAUAAAAAGAAGUCCACCGAGACCUGUUUGUUAUCUGCCUCCAAUGAGCCAAGAUGUUAAGCUAAGAUCAGCACAACAGGUCAUCUCUCCAGAAAGAUCGGGUCCGUGUUGUCAAUCCGCCUCUAGUCCAUCUGGCUCCAGUGGAGAGAGGCCAAGUAGCAUGUGAAGUUGCUGUUACCAUGGGUCUUCCUCUAUUUUCCUUACACGGCGUCAGAAUUUUGUUCCUAUUCCCUAGUGUGAUUGUCUUCCUGAGUUCCUCAGUACAGAAACAAGACUAAGUACUUACAUCUCUCCGUCCUUAUCUUUUGAGAAAUCCUUGAAUUUUGUUUUCUCCAUAUGUUAAUCAAAAACUCUCCAGUGGAAAAAAGUUACAAAAUAUUAAUGGUUGCAUUCCUGACGUAAUGUGUAAAACCUUUAAAAAUUAUAAACAAUCAUAGCACCAGUUUCAUUAUUAGCCAUCAAAAAGAGUUAUAUUUUAUUGUUCUUAUUUCAUUCUCGUCUUUAAUUCUUUCUUUUUUGUCUCAAACAAUCAUGCAUUUAUUUGCAAUAUAAAAACUCAUUUAAUCAUUUUAAAUAAUAAGUGUCUAUUGCAAGAUUUUUUAUCUGGUUGCAUCUCACUCUAAGUAGCUUGAGAGUUGGACAGAUAGAAACUCUCUUGUGCAAUGACAGUAAAAAAACUCCACUUUAAUUUUAAUGGCUUAAGAAAGUAUUGUGAAGUAAAUUUUGAUAAAUUCAGUUAACUUACUUUACUAUUCAUGAGAGGAAAAGUCGCAUCCUAGAUUUUAAAAGUUGUCAGAUUUUGUACAUAGAUUAAUAUAAAUACAAAUAACGUGUACAAAUCUUGGUACGAAUGUACCUUGAACCAGAAAGACGAUAAUUUAGCCUCUGCUUUAACAAAGUAUUUAUAUUAAUUUGUUUUGCUAUUAUUUUUCAACAAAUGGAGGAGCUAUAGAGCUUGAUAGUGUAGCAGAUGUUUCAGGUUCUUCUAUAUAAGUUUGAGAUUAAAACUCACGAAAACCACUGAAAAUAAUAGGAAUCACCACAUAACGAUAGGCAGUUAUCUUAAUAUCAAUAAAUACAUAAAAGCACAAAGCGCAACCAAACACAGUAACUAUUCUUGAUGUUUGUAAUAUGGAAAUCAAAAGUCCGGCGAACAAUUAUCAAAGUCAGAACACACACAAAAAAACAGAAUUUUGGUUUCAGGUGCGUCAAAGAUUUCACUCAAACAUUAGAUGUUUAUUAACGGUACAAUUAUUUAAGAAGUAAAUUAAAGCAGCCAAAAUUUAGUAAUUAUUUUUUUCCUUACAUACGUAUAUGUAUAUAUAUAAGAAAAGGUAUGUGAUGACAGUUGUGUAAAACGUUAACUGCGUCAGGAAAAAUGUUUUAAAGGCGUGAUAAGUCACAACAGACACCAGACUUAGAGUAAAUCUGACGUAGAAUCUAAGAAAAGAUAAUGAAUGUGUUAAAAGAUAAGAUUGUAAGUGAGGUAAAGGUUUUCCACAAACAAGAAGCUUUCCAUCAUUUUAUAUGCCCUCUACCUAUAGAUCAUUUUUCCAUUUACUGCAAGAGUAUGUCUUAGAACUUUAAAGUGAGUUGUUUAUCUUUUAUCGAUGUUUCUGGAGACUUACCAUCUAAAAUUUACAUGUUGGACAAUAGUGGACGGACCUGAGUUGCAAAUCAGAGAUGCCACUAUUAAGUAAAAAUAAGAAUGAUAUCCUGAAGCUUGUAUUCUUUUUAUACCAAGUUUUCAUGAUCUUAAAACUAUAGUUUAACUAAGUUGUUUUACUACAGCUGAAAAUUAAACUUGGAUAUUUAACCACUAACAACUGUUGAUCUAGAAAAAGUAAACAUAAACUUUUAAAUUAUUGGUAUUCGUAAUUUUUGUAGUUUUACAAUUUAAUUGCCGUA